UUCUAACCAAUGAGCGCACUGUAAGCUCAAAGAAAGCGGAAGCACAUGCCCCCGGUGUUCAUCCCUGAUAUGUCGCCACAACAAAAGCAGACUUUCGUUUGUUUUUUUGUCGACUUUUAGCCGCAGAGAAGACAAGAUGGCGGCGAUAGUGUCUUCACCUGUGACCCACACGGAGCUGGAGGCUGACCGCUGUGGGAGCGAGGAGGAGAGCCGAGGGGCCGCCGAGGCUGAGGAGGUCGGCCAGCAGCAGGCCGCCGGGACUCACGGCCGCUUGUCCAAACUCCCGCUGGCCCGCAUCAAGGCGUUGAUGAAGUCCGACCCAGACGUGUCUCUCGCCAGCCAGGAGUCAGUCUUCAUCAUCGCUAAAGCUACGGAGUUGUUUGUGGAGAUGAUUGCCAAAGAUGCUUUGGUGUAUGCACAGCAAGGGAAGAGGAAAACGCUGCAAAGAAAAGACUUGGACAACGCAAUAGAGGCUGUGGACGAAUUUGCAUUUCUGGAAGAGCGUGCAUAUCACAACAUACAAGAUGCCGUCAUGGCGACACAACCUAUACAUGCUCCUCACUCCUGUUGCAUGCUGGGUACGUUAGAUUAAACCGAGCAUCGAGACAUGAAAACACCACAUCUUUUUAUUUUAUUUCACGGACUAUAAAGUGAAAACAUCCCUACAACUUUUUAAAAGUCACCAUCAGUUUGGAUAGUUUCAUUUGGUGCCUAAAAGCUGUGUACAUUGAAUGUAAAUACAGUGUUUGUGAAAUCUUGCUAUUCGUGAAAUAAAUGUACAUUUCAGAUCA
Molecule: messenger RNA, 791 nt
Organism: Nerophis ophidion (straightnose pipefish)
Lineage: Eukaryota; Metazoa; Chordata; Actinopteri; Syngnathiformes; Syngnathidae
Gene: pole4
Product: polymerase (DNA-directed), epsilon 4, accessory subunit
Exons: 5
Coding region: 137-592 (151 amino acids)
Cellular component (GO): epsilon DNA polymerase complex; nucleus
Molecular function (GO): protein heterodimerization activity
Source: RefSeq, a predicted model, not a curated record